AUGCCAGGCCUGUCGUCGCCCGCUGGAAGCGAGCAGCACGUAGCGGCCAAGGCGGGGGGAAGGGCGAGCGCGGAGGCGGCGAUGGCGGUGCUGGUGGAGACGAGCGUGGGCGAGAUGGUGAUCGACCUGCACACGGACCUCUGCCCGCUCGCCUCCAAAAACUUCCUCAAACUCGCCAAGUCAGUCACCCUCGCCAAGUCAGUCACCCUCGCCAAGUCAGUCGCCCUCGCCAAGUCAGUCGCCCUCGCCAAGUCAGUCGCCCUCGCCAAGUCAGUCGCCCUCGCCAAGUAA
Molecule: messenger RNA, 291 nt
Organism: Closterium sp. Yama58-4
Lineage: Eukaryota; Viridiplantae; Streptophyta; Zygnematophyceae; Desmidiales; Closteriaceae
Source: the annotation of a GenBank genome assembly